AUGCCGCUUAGCGCCCUCGCCGGCUGGAUCAUCGGCGGCGGCGGCCCCCUGGGGCUGGCCAAGUGCCUGGCUGGCGUGCUGGGAGUGGAAGUUGAGGAGUUGGUGUCCCAGCACGGGCUGCAGUCCAUGCGGCCAUGCUUUGACAGCAACACAGGGGAGCUCCACGAGCGGUACUGUCGCCGCAUGAAGGGCUGGCCCCACCUGGGUAGCCGCGGCGAGGUCGUCCUCAGGGCGGUCACCCAGGUCGCGCGCUGGACCCUGCCCUCCUUCCUCUGCCACGACAACGUCGGCGUUUGGACGAUGCUCAGCCGCUCUGCGCUGGUUGAGGCGCGGUGCAGCCGCCUGGAGGGCUACGAACCCCUCCCGUCACCCGAUGACGUCACCUUUGACCGGGUCUACGACAUCUCGUCCGACGAGCUGCUGCCGCUUCAGCAGGACCAGCAGCAGCAGCAGCAGCAGCAGCAGCAGCAGCAGCAGCAGGAGGAGGAGCAGCAGCUGGGCGACGCCGAGGCAGCUAGAAACGAAGCGAUCACUGUUGACAGAAGGCGUGCAGGCGCGCAGGAGGUGAUUGAGAUGGCCGUCGUGGAAGGCGGAGGGUUGCCGGCGCUCGCGGUGCCCGCAUCCGAGGCGGCCGCCGAGAUGGAGCGGCGCCGGGACGCGGUGGCGGCGCUCGGCGCGGCGCUCGAGGCUGAGGUGGCGAGGCAGGGCCCGCGGCCGCUGGAGGCGGCGCGCGAGGGCGGCGGCAGCGGCGGCGGGGCCAGUGAGGAGGAGAGGGCGGACGCUUCGGGCUGGGAGGUGGUGGCGCGCGCGCGGCGGCGGCGGCGCGCGAGCGGGGCGUCGGGGGCGCCGUCUGAUCUGAUGGACGUGGAUGACGAGGCGGCUCAGGCAGAGGAGGACGGGGAGGCUGGCAGGGGGCGCCGCUUGGCCGCGCGCAAGCUGCGGCGUGGCGCCGCGCCGCAGCGCCUUGCAUAUGUGGAGCUCCUAUCGCAGCUGGCGCCGCAGUCCGACCUGACCCUGGGGGAGGAGGGGCGGCGGCUGCCAGCAAACGUGCGGCCCUCCAUGCUGCAGCUGAAGCAUCGCCAAGGGGGCCACGAUCUGGCCGCCACGCUGCUGCCGCUGCCUGCCGCCGAUGGGCUGUCGCUGCUCGGGUUUGAAACGGGCGCCAAGGGGCAGCUGCAGCUGACGGAGGAGGCGCCUGGUGGGGCGGCGCAGUUCAGGUUUGAGCUAGUCAGGGCAGCGCACGUUGGACCCACAGGUUUCGGGCGGCAGCGGGUGCCCCUGAGGCACUGCGCGCGCUUGGCGAUCUUCGACCGGCAGCACCACCGGCUCCUCGGGAACGUCCACGAGAUGCGCGCCGCGGAGGUGCGGUCGCGCGACGCCGCGUGGACGUGGCGGACAGACGCCGGCGGCAGCGCCAUCGUGCGCUGCGCCAAAGUGCAGCCCGACCCGGCCCUCGGCACGCGCCCUGUCAACCCCGAGCGCCUGGUAUUGCUGCUGGAGCUGUGCACGGCCUUCCGGCUGACGGCAGAAGACGCAGAGGCGCUGCCACCCGACGACACAAAGGCGCGCCUCGCAGAUUUGUUUUCUGAGUCUUGGUGGGCCGUGGCGCCGCGGCUGCUGGACGAGGUGUCCACCUGUUGGGCCAUGAUCAGUUUCGCGCGCUGCGCUGACCUGGCGAAGGAGAUGGAAAUCACCGUGCCCCUCUACAUGGGGUCCCCCUACGACCCGGUGCUGCUGUCAAAGCUGUACGAGGAGGAGCGCCGCCUGCAGGGCCCCCUGCUCAACCUGCUCUCGCGCCCCAAGCAUCCGUCGCUCACAUUCCGCGCCGGCCCCCUGCCGGCGGCGCAGCCGGGCGGUGGCGUAUUUGCUGCGCUGGUCGCGCCGCUGGGGGCGAUGCCGGGGACGAUGAUUGCGGGGCCCGACACGGCGUGCGCGCUCGCGGCGUGGCGGAUGGCGCUGGCGGCGGCGCUGGCGGUGCAGCAGCAGGCGCAGCAUCCCAAGCAGCAGCAGCAGCAGCAGCAGCAGCAGCAGCAGCAGCAGCAGCAGCAGCAGCAGCAGCAGCAGCAGCAGCAGCAGCAGCAGUCGCUGCUGCAGGGGGCGGUCGUCGCCGACGCCGCGCUGGCGGCUUUCCCUGAAAUCUGCCGCGACGAGGCGGUGCUGGCGGUGUUCAGCGACAAGUGGUCGGCGGCCUGCAGGGAGCUGCGGCACGCACACCAGGGCUCCGACUGCCUGCUGGGCUGCGACCCGCGCGCCGGCGCCCCACAGCAGCCGCCGCCCGCCGCGCUGGCCGCCGCGCUGCGCCGCUGCGUGCUGGCGGUCUCCCCGCUGCUGCGCUGCGCCAGCCUGCCGCCUCGGCACAUCGGGAAUUUUGCAGAGUGGUCGGAGCGACGCGAGGCGGUCUCGGCCGCCUUUUGCUACAAGUCACGCGGCGGCGGCGGCGGUUCCCGCGGCUGGGGCCGUUUGGGGGGCGGGGGCGGCGGCGGCGCGGGGCAGGCGGCGGGCGUGAGGGGGCGGCGCGAGGAGCGGCCGCCGGUGGAGCCGCUGAGUUUCAUGGCAGGAAACGAGUUCCUGCAUCGGCCGUUUGACGUGUCAGAGGUUCGGCUAGAGGCGGCGCCGGCGGCUGCGCCCUGGCUGGCGGUGUGA
Molecule: messenger RNA, 2643 nt
Organism: Monoraphidium neglectum
Lineage: Eukaryota; Viridiplantae; Chlorophyta; Chlorophyceae; Sphaeropleales; Selenastraceae
Exons: 12
Coding region: 1-2643 (880 amino acids)
Biological process (GO): regulation of transcription by RNA polymerase II
Cellular component (GO): nucleus; aryl hydrocarbon receptor complex
Molecular function (GO): transcription cis-regulatory region binding; nuclear receptor activity
Source: RefSeq, a predicted model, not a curated record